AUGUCAGAGGGAGUCUAUGAAAACUCAGAACGAUUUAAAGACGAUGAGCCUGAUGCAAUGAAGAACACAGACAUUGAUGGCCAACUAUAUGCCAACGUAAGAGCCUUCAAACCCAGUACAAGAGAUGGAGUUGUUGCUUCAGACAGCAACGUCUCAAAGAAUUCAUCUGCAGCGAUAGACCAGCUACAGACCAGUUAUAACACCAUAACUAAAGAGAGAGACCAGCUACAGACCAGUUAUAGCAACAUGACUAAAGAGAGAGACCAGCUACAGACUGAGAGAGAUGUUCUUAGCGGCGGGCUUUCCGAUCUCAAAAAAACCUGUCCUGAAGGAUGGCAGAAGUUAGAAUCAAGUUGGUACUUCCUGUCUACUGAGACUAAGACCUGGAAGGAGAGCAGAGAGGACUGUCUGGAGAGAGGAGCAGACCUGGUGAUCAUAAAGAGUGAUAAGGAAAAGCCAUUUCCCUUCAAACUCAAGAAGAGAGUCUGGAUUGGUCUGACUGACUCUGAUAAUGAGGGGACCUGGAAAUGGGUGGACGGCACCCCACUGACCACAGGGUUCUGGUAUGAUCCACAGCCUGAUAAUGGUGUGAAGGACUGUGUUGAGAUACGCACAGAUCAGAGUCCUCUGAAGGCAUGGAAUUACUUGUCAUGUUUGGAGAAUCGUCACUGGAUUUGUGAGAAAGGUGUUUAACAUCACCAUGACAACAUAUACAUACAUACAUACAAACACAUACAGCAGCCUACAGUGCACAGAACUUCCUCCUUCAUUCUCUGUCUCUGUCUCUCUGUCUCUGUCUCUCUGUCUCUGUCUCUCUGUCUCUGU
Molecule: messenger RNA, 825 nt
Organism: Oncorhynchus mykiss (rainbow trout)
Lineage: Eukaryota; Metazoa; Chordata; Actinopteri; Salmoniformes; Salmonidae
Source: RefSeq, a predicted model, not a curated record